This is a messenger RNA of Scheffersomyces coipomensis, 1329 nucleotides long. RefSeq lists its product as uncharacterized. Lineage: Eukaryota; Fungi; Ascomycota; Pichiomycetes; Serinales; Debaryomycetaceae. The transcript has a single exon. The coding region runs from base 1 to 1329 and encodes 442 amino acids. The record is from RefSeq and is a predicted model, not a curated record.
AUGACCCCUGCAACUUCAUCCAUAUCAUCAUCGCUAAGACAAUCUACUAGUAUUGAAGAAGAUGAGGAAGAUAUUAGUUUCUUAGAAAGGUUCCCUCCAAAUAUCUUAUAUGAUAUCUACAUUCUUUCUAAACCUCGUAACAACUUACCGUUUGUCAAUAAGAGACUUUAUCAAAUAUUACAUUUCAAUCCAACUUACUCAGAGAUUGAAGAUAAAUGGGACAAUCUAUCAAUAAUUAUUCGAAUGAUACGAACUUGGUAUUUAGUGGAUUUAAAUACAAGACUUGACUUUGAUUUACUAGAAAGGAAGUUAAAUUACUAUGAAUCAUAUAUUGCUCAAAUCGAUCCUGAGGUUAUAGGAGUCGGAUUGGGACCUGAUAUGAUGAAGAUUGUCACAGACAAUUUACAAAAAAUACGGCAGUAUAUAUCUACUUGUCAAUUACCAUGUGUACGAUAUGCAUUAUCAGACGGGGUAUUAACGAAUAAUUUCAAUUCAGAAAAAUUAGUAUCAAUUUGUUUUAAUGAGGUGAUGAUACCAAAUUGUGGGAAUACCCUUUCAGGAGACUUUUUAGACAUAUUAACUUUGGAAGAAAUAGAUCGAGAGACGAAAUUUAGAUUAAGAGCAUUUAAGGUGAUGUUUCUGAGCAUAUCAUAUUGGCUCCAGAAAUUACAAGAUUCCAAUUAUGAAAUGCCGACUACGACAAUCGAAGGAUCGAACAUUCCGCAAUUUGAACUUAAAGAGACGAUAUUGGAAGGUAAUGAAGGUUUACCAGAAUACAAUAAGGAUGAUGAAGACAUAGACAUUAAGACUGAAAAUCUAUCAAACAAAUUCAAUGAACGGGAAUUGAAAGACUGUAUGUAUGAUAAAGGGAUUAAUUCACGAAGGAAAUUUGAAUUAGUGGUGAGUUUAAAUAAGAUUCAUCAUUUCACUUACGUUGAUGUUAACAGAGUAUUGGCCAAUACCUUUAGGAACUUACAAAAUAAAGAUUUUGAUACCACUGAUAUCUCACUAUGGGGGGUUACGAAAUUUUUGUUGAGUAAUGUCAGUUCUCUUGAAAUCAAGGGCAUACCACCGAUAGAUGAGGUGUUUAGACUUUAUGAUUAUUAUGAAAAUCGAGACUGUAGGUCUUAUGGAGUUAAUUACUUGGGACAAUCUAUUUCGGAGGAUAUUAUAGGUGCUUUGUUUAAUGUAUUGGAAAUUUAUGAUAAAUUGAAAUACCCAUUGGAUGAUUUAUGGCAAUGUGUCUUUGAUCUUAAGAAUCAUAGUCUUGCUCGAUUUUUAAUGAGCUAUAGUAAGAAUCCUAAUUUUAGUAUUUUACAAGAUAAUUGA